Messenger RNA from Austrofundulus limnaeus, 1948 nucleotides. RefSeq names its product NIMA related kinase 3 (gene nek3). NCBI's taxonomy places the organism in Eukaryota, Metazoa, Chordata, Actinopteri, Cyprinodontiformes, Rivulidae. The record is from RefSeq and is a predicted model, not a curated record. Gene Ontology annotation, biological process: protein phosphorylation. Gene Ontology annotation, molecular function: protein kinase activity; ATP binding.
UCAAACAAACGACACGAGGAUUUUCUGAUACUUGUCUUCUGUUAGCUGUAUAAGAAAGAGGAGUGUAAUGAAACAGACACUAAAAUAACAAAGUUUUAUUUUAAAAUUUAUUUAUUUUUAGUCUCUGUUUCUAAAGAAGCUGGAUGGAGAGGUACUCCCACCUGAGUGUCAUCGGGGAAGGGUCUUUCGGCAGAGCUUUGUUAGUAAAAUGCAAAAGCACUCAGGAAAAAUAUGUGCUCAAGGAAAUACAGCUGCCAAAGAACCAGUCCAAGUUGGAGGAGGCGAGACGAGAAGCCAUCCUGCUGUCCAAAAUGAAACAUCCUAAUAUCGUGGCCUUCAGAGAGGCAUUCGAAGCCGAUGGCCUCCUGUGCAUCUUCAUGGAGUACUGCAGUGGAGGAGAUCUGCUUCAGAGGAUUCAGCGACAGAAAAACACCCAGUUUGGGGUUGAAAAUAUCUUGAAGUGGUUUGCUCAGAUGUGUGCUGGUGCGCAGCAUAUUCACGAUAAGAGAGUUUUGCACAGAGAUUUGAAGUCCAAGAACAUUUUCCUGACGGAUGACGGUUCCGUGAAGCUGGGGGACUUCGGCUCUGCUUGUGUUCUGAACAGCUCGAGGGCUCACGCUCAGGCGUACGUGGGGACGCCGUAUUACGUGGCGCCAGAAAUCUGGGACAGCAAGCCGUACAACAACAAAAGCGACGUGUGGUCACUGGGCUGCGUCCUCUACGAGCUCUGCACGCUGAAACACCCGUUCCAGGCGUCCAGCUGGAAGAGCCUGAUUCUGAAGGUGUGUCGGGGAGCCUACCCUCCCCUCCCCGACCACCUGCCUUACGAGCUGCAGUACUUGAUCAGGCACAUGUUCAAGAUGAACCCAAAGGACAGGCCGUCCGUGCGCACCAUCCUGACCUCUCACCGAGUUUCCAAGCUCCUGUGUUCGCAUCUGCCCUCCCAGCCCACAGAGGAGAGGAGGCGUUUAGGUCGAUGGAACAGAGAGGAGGGAAGGAAAGUGACUAAUUUCCUCGGGGAGAAGAGUUUAAUAACAUCAACCUCUGAAGGUGUGGAUUUACCCAGAAGCUCUUAUGAAAGCACGGAGCCGGUGCGUCGGAUGCAGUGGGAGUCCGAGCCCCCCGAUGCCGUGCUGCAGAUGUUAGCCGGUGCCAGCCUGAUGUCAUCGGACAGCGUGGCGUCGGCCCAGCACAGCGGCUCUAUCCGAGGACGUGUGUCGGGUGAUCCAGAAGACCGCAGGCAGAGGAAACGAUGGGAGAGAGUUCCUCCUGAGAGGCUUCUGAGCCUGUUAGAGAAGGCUCAGCUGAACAGAGCUUUUAGCACGUUUUUGAUACACAAAGGAGGGACUUUGAGGAAGACUCGUCUUCUGACUGGAUGGAUGAGAUUGAGAAAAUGUGUUUGGAACACUAAACUACACUCAGACUGCCGACGUCGUUGUUCUUCACGUUCAUAAAAAUACACUAACAUUUUAACAAGAAAAGAGAGUUUUACGCAGUGUAAAAAGGCUGUUUGGUGAAAUAACUUAAUUUUGGUGGCUCAGUGGGUCUGUAACCCUGAGGGUUUCAGGUUUGAGCCCAGGAAGUGUUAAACAACCUGACAGUGGCAACCUCUGAAGAAGGAAGCAGCCAAAACAAAAACACUGAUGGUUUAAACAGAACAUCAGCAAUAGAUUUCUCUGAAGGCUGAAGGUCAUUAUGGAAGAUUGAUUGGAAAAACAGGAAACACUAAACCGGGCCUGUGUCUUCUUUUUUUCUUUUUCUUUUUUUUUUUUUGAAGUUCAUUUCCUCUUUGAUAUCAAAGUAGACUAAACAUGCUCAGUCCUUUAUUCUGUUUGUCUUUCAUGCUUUCAAAGAGACCCAACUAACCCUCCAUCCGGCCCUUUGUCCUGUGAGGUAACAACCUGUUGUUUUUGAAAUGUGCUUUAUAAAUAAAUGGGACUUGAUUUGA